AUCUCAAUCUCGAUGCCAUUGUUGAACGAAGAGGUUCAUCGGUUCAUGAGUAGUGAGCGGUCGAUCUAGAGAUUUGGAUUGUAUUGUAUUCUUGUCUCAUUCGUUGGUCAUAUCCCAUCCAUUCAUUGUCAUGGCGGAAGCGGGCUGCAACGGUUUAAAUUAUUCAAGAGUUGAUACUUUACUUUUGCAACAGGUGUUGAAUAUAUUGCAGGAAGAAUCUGUUUUAGAGACCGGCCCAAAUGACGCUGUUGUCAAUUUUCAACACCCUUUUAAGUUAAAGGAGUCUUGGAUAUUCCAAGAGUUAGGGGUGGCUGCCUCCACUGAAGAGAAGCUCGUUGAAGCUAUGAGAGAAGUAAUACAACACAGUGUGAAGACUCAUCACCCUCUCUUCCUCAACCAGCUGUACGGAGGAACUGACCCAUACGGACUAGCAGCCGCCUGGUUAACAGAGGCACUCAACACCAAUCAGCAUACAUUUGAGGUUGCUCCAGUGUUUACAAUCAUUGAGAGAUCAGUUAUUGGAAGACUUCUUUACCAACUAGGAUAUGAAGAUGGAGAUGGCAUUUUCACCGCUGGAGGAAGCAUGGCAAACAUGUAUGCCAUGGUGCUGGCGAGGUACAAGACUUGCCCUGAAGUGAAGAAACAGGGACUUUGGUCUUGCUGCCCUCUGGCAGUUUUUGUCUCUUCUGAAAGCCACUAUUCCUUCCUGAAGGCAGCACACUGGCUAGGUCUGGGUCUGGACAGUGUGUAUGAGGUUGCGUGUGACAGAGAAGGACGUAUGUUGCCAGACGCUCUGCACACCAAAGUGCGUGAGGCUGUGGACCAAGGGAAACUGCCAUUCUUCGUCAAUGCCACUGCGGGAACCACUGUACUCGGGGCAUUUGAUCCAUUCAAUGCGAUCGCUGAUAUCUGCGAGAAGUUCAACAUUUGGUUUCAUAUAGAUGCUUGCUGGGGUGGAGCAGUCAUGUUCUCAAAGAAGUAUAACUACCUUUUACAAGGUGCUGAGAGGUCAGACUCAAUCGCUUGGAACCCUCACAAGAUGUUAGGAGCUCCUUUGCAAUGCUCUGUUAUACUUUUGAAAAACAAGGAUCUUCUCCACCAAUGCAACAGUUCCGGGGCGACGUAUCUCUUCCAGCAGGACAAGUUCUAUGACACAUCGUAUGACUUGGGGGACAAGAGUGUGCAGUGUGGACGCAAGCCAGACUCUUUCAAGUUGUGGCUGAUGUGGCGUGCCAGGGGCGACGCAGGGUUUGGCCUGCUAGUAGACAAGGCAAUGGAACUGUCUAAGUAUUUCCUGAAAAUGAUCACAUCCAUAGAAGAGUUUCGAUUGGUUCUGCCCGAGUUUCAGUUCACUAACAUCUGUUUCUGGUACAUUCCUAAGUGUCUGCAGAGUCUCCCAGAAACUGAGGAGUGGUGGGACAGAGUUGGGAAGGUUGCUCCUCUAAUCAAGGAGAAAAUUGUUCUCAAAGGAAGUUUAAUGAUUGCAUAUCAACCACUGAAGCAAAGGAAGCUCCCGAACUUCUUUCGAUUGGUGCUGACUUGUCACCCGGAGCAUACAGAAUGUGACUUGGAUCGAGUGAUUGAAGAAAUAACAAUAGCAGGGAACAACAUUCAAGUUUGAUCAAAACAGAACUUUUAUAGCCACAAGUAGAUUAUUUCAAAGGUCAAAAAGGAUCUUUGGAUUCAUCUGUAUUAUUAGUCUUUAACAUCACUUCAAGGUAAUUUUCCAAUUAUUGUUAAAAUGUAAUAACUUCUACAUAGGUAAAGGCGCCAGUGAAGUGUCAUGUACACUGAUAACCCAUUAUGUGCCAUUUUUCUAUGUGCAGUAUAAUAUGCUCCUCAAUGCAUAUCUGAGGAUUAGCCAGUGGUAAUUAUGAUUGAAAUAUAUUUAUAUACAAAGUGAAAUGAAAUAAGUGAAAUGCUACUUAAAAAUACAACUACAAAAGACUUAUCGACCAGUCUUUAUCCAGUAAGUGACCUUUGACUUAAUAUAUUUUCAUUACAAUUUUAUAUUUCAAUUAAAUUAUACAACCUAGUUUAGUUUGAAACCUAUGAAUGACCGUGGGUGUAUUUGCAUGAAACAGAAAAAUAUCCGAUAUUUAAUCAAAUGAGAAUGAUAUCUCACUGGUGCCUUUACCCUAUAAGCAUUAACCUAACCAUCUAAACUUUCAAAUUGUAUUUUUAUACUCAUGCAUUAAAUUGAACUGUUAUUUAUAGUAAUUGUAUAUUUAUAUCUUUAUAAUUUAUUUAGUGGUUUAGAGAAUCAAUGAUACAAAGCUUUAAAUAAACAAAACUCUAUGGUGUAUGAUUGCAAUAUACUCAAUCGAUAUACAGUA
Macrosteles quadrilineatus (aster leafhopper) is the source of this 2336-nucleotide messenger RNA. RefSeq names its product cysteine sulfinic acid decarboxylase-like. The transcript is spliced from 10 exons. Gene Ontology annotation, biological process: carboxylic acid metabolic process. Gene Ontology annotation, cellular component: cytoplasm. The record is from RefSeq and is a predicted model, not a curated record. Gene Ontology annotation, molecular function: pyridoxal phosphate binding; carboxy-lyase activity. The coding region runs from base 131 to 1621 and encodes 496 amino acids. NCBI's taxonomy places the organism in Eukaryota, Metazoa, Arthropoda, Insecta, Hemiptera, Cicadellidae.